This is a messenger RNA of Scleropages formosus (Asian bonytongue), 3771 nucleotides long. It is a transcript of the gene ankmy1, whose product is annotated as ankyrin repeat and MYND domain containing 1. Lineage: Eukaryota; Metazoa; Chordata; Actinopteri; Osteoglossiformes; Osteoglossidae. Gene Ontology annotation, molecular function: protein binding. The record is from RefSeq and is a predicted model, not a curated record. Bases 223 to 3054 code for a protein of 943 amino acids. The transcript is spliced from 15 exons.
GAAAAGCGCUGCGGGCGCGCGCCGUUGUCAUGGAGCGCGCGUCCACGCCGGAGACGCGCCUUGGUGAGCGCGGAACGCGCACUCUACGCCUAAAAGCGCUGCGUUGUGCCGCUGUGCCGGUCGAGUGUGUCAUUCGGCAGGAGAACUUCUCAUCCGGUGAGUGGAAUGAAGUUGGAAUGAAGAACGGAGUGGCUGCAUCUCCGGUUUCCAUCCAUGUGAACGAUGGACGGACCUGUUCUCGACAUGCCUGCACCUGAGUGCGUCGCCGCAGGGGCUCCCCGGACACCUUGGACUCCUGGGUCAUCUGGGAGCUACGCUGGAGAGACAGGAGUGGGCGGACAGAAGCAUGGCUCAGGACUCCAAAUGUGGCCCGACGGGUCCAGAUACGAGGGACAGUUCACCAACGGCCACAAGGAGGGCGUGGGUGUCUACACCUGGCCAGAUGGAGAGGUCUACGAGGGCUCAUUCUACAGAGACUACCGACAUGGUGAGGGUGUGUACCGCUGGCCCGGAGGCUCCAGGUUCGUCGGGAAGUUCUACCUCAACGAAAGGGAAGGCUACGGGACCCAGUAUUUUUCAGAUGGUACUGUUUUCCAGGGCCUGUACCACGCAGAUGAGCUUUUCGGGCCCGGAGUGGCCACCUACCCAGAUGGGCGGCAGGACGUGGGGCUAUGGUUCCGGGGCCGGCUGCUCCAGCUCUGUCACCGCCUGCCAGUGGGGUUCAAGCUCAGGGACUUCCCUGAGUUCACAACCCUGUUCGCCCCUGCCCAGGAGGGGCUGCCUGGCCCUUCGGACCCGCACCUCCGACCUCAUGGCGAGCUGCUGGAAGAUCAGUCCUUUAUGUUCCCUCAUGGGACGAGGGGCUCCUCCACAGCCUCAAACAACCUGUCCGUGUCGCCGGAGCUGCGUGCGGAGCUGGACCGGUGCUUCUUUGGCGCGCGGGGGGGCGACCCGGACGAGGACCCAGCGCUGCCACUCCUGCAGCGGAUGCGUGACCACAUUCAUAGGCACAGGUUCAAAGCGGAAGCCCUGGAUUGGGAUGUGGCUGCUGUCUUGUCAAACGCCCGUGACCGGUUUGGUCCCAGGGGGCCGCUGGAGGAGGGUUCGGAGCAGCUCAUUCUGGGGGCCUCGCGCGGGGACCGACAGAGCGUGCGCAGGACCCUGCAGGAUGGGACGGUUCACCCCGACGUAGGAGACGGCGGUGGCUACACCGCGCUCAUGGCGGCCGCGGUGAAUUGCCACAAUGAUGUGAUCCAGCUGUUGUUGGAUUGUGGGGCAGAGGUUAACAAGGUCACUGCGGAGGGUGUUUCUGCACUGGCCGCCUGCCACGUUCUCUACUACAGCACUUGCUUUCAGCCGCAUACCCCAGACAAGUGCCACCCGGUCGAAACACCUUACCUGAACCGCGCCUGGACCUCAAAGGCGACUGUGACGGACUGCAACCACGAGGUUCACCGUGAUGAGGCUGCAGACCACCGGCAAGAAAAGUCGGACACCGAGGGAUCCGACAGCCCCAGCAGGGACUCAGAGACGGCCCUGGAGUCAGACCUAGAGACGGAACCCGAGCAGGAUGAGCGGAGCACUCCGGUCGACCGUGCCUUGGACUCGGUGCGCUCCUUGGUCGGCCUUCCGAUAAGAGUGACGGAGGAGGUGCUGCAGCGGAGUGCGGAGGCGCUGAGCCGAUUGGGUGUGGGGGCCUUGGGGACUGCUGGUACCAGGGAGACCGUGCGGGAGAUGGCCCUACAAAAGGCACGGAACAGGCAGCUUUGGACCACUAUAGAGCUGCUGUUGUCCAAGGGGUCCGACCCCAACACUUUCAGGUUUCCAGCACCGGCUCUCUUUCUGGCUGUCAAGGCAGGCGACGUGAGGGCCGUGCGGUGUCUUCUGGAGUGCGGAGCCCGCACUGACGUGCCCCUGCCACCGGAGCAAAGGGGCCUGUACCCCCUGCAUGUAGCAGUCGCCCUGCCGGGGUCGGCAGGCCCCUGGAUCACGGAGAUGCUGCUUGACGCCGGGGCCGACCCCGACGCCAGAGCCCAGGACGCCUACGACGCCUUCUGGCUUGACCGGGCGUCUGCCGACAUCCCUAAAGAGGGUGGACGAACCCCGCUGCACGUGGUCUGUCAGAGAGACACAGACUACACUACCGCUAAAGACGUUGUCCACCUGCUCCUGUCCCACAACUCUGACACAAGCCUCCUGUGGAGUGGCCACUCGGCCCUCUCAUUGGCCAUUGCCAGCGGCAACGUUCUCGUGGUGGACGAACUGUUGGCGGGGGGCGCUGACCCCAACCUUCCACUGGCGCCACAUGUGGGCAGCGCUCUGUGUGCUGCUGCCAAUGUCAAUUACAUUCCUGCGCAGCAGCCGCAAAGCAGGGCCAAAUUGGUGGAGAAGCUGAUCAAGGCUGGUGCCAACAUGCUGAUGCCCGUGGUGGUGGGGGAUGGGUGUAAGGCCACUGUGGGCACAGCUGUGGACUUUGCUUACCACUCUUACCUGCAGGACUGGUGCUUCACCUACACACCAUACCACAUGCUCGAUCCAGAGGAAAAGGAGGUCUUCAAAGCUCAGCGCCAGCUUCUGGUCCAGAUGGGGGACCUGCUGCGGCAGGCGGCCGUGAGAAUGGAGCACCAGCGGCUGGAGCAGGAGCACAGCCAGGGCAUCUGCAGUAUCGGUCCUUCAACGAAGUUCUUGUACACUGGAGCAGGGGCAAAGCCCCCCAGCGGGACCGUCCCGGGGCAGGAUGGGUGCACAGCAGGAACACAGACAUGGGAGCAGAGGAAGCCCCUGCUAACGUACUGCUACGAGUGCGGGCGCUCGGUGGGAGUGACGCUGACCCCUUGUAGCCGGUGCCAUGAGGUCAACUACUGCAGUGAGACGUGCAAACUGAAGGCCUGGAGCAACAGGCACCGUGAGGAGUGUGUACGUCUGCCAGGAAGGGCAAAAAGCUCGAAUAGGAGGUCCAAGAAAGCUGCAGGCUGCACAAUGACAACACGUCUCAAGGAGACCGAGAAAAAGGAGAUCAAUCGGGAUGUCAAGGAGAACUACAGCUUCAUCUGAGACGUCAGAGUGCCCCAUGGAGGGAGUUCCAUUAAAAUGUUAACUGCUGUUGAGUCACUGUCCACUCCUGGAGAUCUCAUAUAUCGUUUCUCCAGAAAGUUCCGUCCUCCACGUGUGUCUUUAAUGUUGAAAUCGGUGUGUCCACCAUCAGUGUUAUCGAGUCCAUCCAUCUCGUUUCUGCUCAUCCUCUUCUUCCUCCUCCUCCAGCUUUUCCAGUCAUCACCAUCUUUUUGAGAGAAUCAAAUCUACUUAUGAUCCAAGAAUAACUCAUCACUUGAUCUUCCAGUAAGAGUUUGAUUCGAUCUUCAGCUUUAUCUCCUCACUGCCAGAUCACUUAUUGUUGAUCAAUCAAUCCAACUUCUUCCAUCUUCACCACCGAUUCUGAACUUCUCUGCUCUUCUAGCUCUCAAGACUUUUUCAAGUUUUCUUUGGAAGUUCUUCUCAGGUUAAAAACCAGAAUUUCGAGGCAUUUUUCAUCCUCUGCUAUUAACGUGGCAUCAACGUAUCCAGGAUGCAAUGAUGGAUUGUGGCUGGAAUCCCACUCCUGCGGUAGCUAUCAAAGUAUUUACCCUGAGUUGAUAUAGUAAAAAUUACCCAGCUGUGUGAGUGGGUAAAUCAGAGUAAUUUUAGUGUAUCACCCCAAUGUAAUGGUUUAUAGCAACAGAUGUUCUUUCCAUCAAUUUUGAAUCCACCUCAUUAAAAAUGUCGAGCAAGAGU